Periophthalmus magnuspinnatus is the source of this 3320-nucleotide messenger RNA. It is a transcript of the gene mzt2b, whose product is annotated as mitotic spindle organizing protein 2B. The coding region runs from base 54 to 521 and encodes 155 amino acids. The record is from RefSeq and is a predicted model, not a curated record. Gene Ontology annotation, cellular component: centrosome; spindle. The transcript is spliced from 4 exons. Lineage: Eukaryota; Metazoa; Chordata; Actinopteri; Gobiiformes; Gobiidae.
GCAAUUUGUGUGCGCCUGAAUCAAAAAAACAAACGGUUUUAUAAUUUAGCUAAAUGUCUCAACAAACGCCUCUGACCAUCGCGCCUGACUCUCCAGCUCUGCUGGUGUCUGCUAAUGUGCAGAAAUAUGCGAUCAAGAAGAAAAAAGUGCUCAGCCCAGAGGAGUCUGAGCUCUAUGAGUUGACACAAGCUGCAGGAAUUAUUAUAGAUCAAGAGGUGUUUAAGAUCAUUCUGGAUCUGCUUAAAAUGAACGUGGCACCUCAGGCAGUUUUUCAAACUCUGAAAGCCAUGUGUGCAGGUCAGAGGGUGUCUGAGUGUGGCACAGACUCUUCUGCUGCUCACACAAGUAGUACCACUGCACCUACAGAAACUCGUGUGCAAAGGAAACCAGGAGUGAGUCACACUGAAAAAAGCAGAGAACCCACAUCCCAGAGAGUGCAACGGCAGCCAAGUGCCAAUAGAGGGCAGAAGACUAAGAGCUCUGGCAGCAGUAGCUCAUCCUCUCAGAUCAACUCUACAUAAAGAUUCAGGUUUUAAUCUGCCACUGUUGUAAAUUUGCUUACCUUAUCUUGUUUUGAACUCUCUCACAUAUUUUGUUAUACAUAAAUAUAUGGUGUGACUGAUGGUAUGGACAUAUAAUGUUGAAAAACAAAAUGCACAUUUUGGAUAGAGAUCAGGAUGUCGUCACACCUCAUAGAGUUCCUAAUGUUAAAGCUAUGAAAAUUUGUAGAGGCUACCUGCCAGUUGAGUUAAGUUAAGUGUUCAUGUAAAAGUAUAGACACAAUAUUAUGCCAAAUGUAUUUACUAGUAUUGACCAUCUAUGGUAGUGACCAACAGCUUGUCGGGUUGUUCCGCAGCUCUUGAGUUUACUUUUUAUAUUGUUUUAUCUAAUCAGUCUCUAUGGGUGUCUUGGCUACUAACGACAAAGUUGGUGGAUUUUGACAAAUACCUCUGUCAGAAUGUUUUCUAGAAAUAAUAAAUCUAUUUAUCACACAUUUGCAUCAGACAUGUAUGUUGCCGAAACCUUGAGGAUUAUAUUUAGAAACAGUAUGGCCCGCACACUGGAUGCCUCUUUUUUGUCAUUUUGUAAAUUAUAACUGUUCCAUUACGUUUUGUGUACUACUUAAAUUUGCAUAUUUUAUUGCUGCAUUACUCUCCAGUGCACUGGAAAUGAAAUAAAGCAAGCUUGUUGUGCAUGUUUUGAACUGUGCACUAUACUUGCUGCUAUUGAAUAGUUAUAGCAUAAUUGCCAGAUGAGUAGUUUUUUUGUUUUGAUGCUAAACUGAUUUGUUGUCACUGAAACCAUAAGAAAAGCAUUAUUUUAUAAAGCAAUUUCUCUCACAUGGGGGCAGUAGAAGCACAUUACCUUCGUCAUCCUUGCGUCGGUCUUUAUUGAAUGAAAGUGAAUGUAAAAUGAAUUUAGUAUUUUUGUUCCUGUGUGUAUAUUUAAACUUCCCGCAUUGACAAACUGCAGGGUGCAGUCAACAUCCACACAGGGGUCUGUUGCAGUUCGUGUGGCUCUGGAUGAGGCGGGCUGCAGGGCUUUAUAUAGCUGCUGGUCUUUUAUGUGGCCGUUUGUCCUGUUUAUGUGCUUCUGCCUCUCUUCUUCUCUCCUGCGCGCCCUGCACUGAUGGCAGCGUGCCUGUAAUUGAUGGCACCAUAUUGCUGUAGUGUAGCAGGUUUAAUGGGGCUUGACAGAGCAAGGGAAAGCGGCAUGCAAGCAGGGAGGUUAACCCUUUCACACACACCUUCCUUCUUGGCCUUUUCUUCUCACAUACCCUCUUGUUUUGGAUAACUGACCACCGGUGCAUGCCAACAGCGAUCAUUACAAGAUUGCAAUUCAGUUUUGAAUGGUUAUAAUAAUUUUGGUAAAUUCCAAAUAUAUAUGGUGCUAACCAGUUUCUUUAACCUGCAUUGUUUGGCUUGUUUCAUAGUUGGUGAGAAUUAUUCUUUCCAAGUUGCUGCUGCCUGUACUCCCUGGUGUCACCUAUAGGGGCCAGUGUGACUCUAGGCUUGCAUUUUGGCCUGCCUGAUUAUUUCCAAAGGCAUUUGCCCCAACAUUUUGUAUGUUUAUUUUGUUUUUGAGGGAAUUUCAUAGCCACUACAGACUUUUACAUUAAAAAUAAAGUGUUAUCCUUCACUCAUUUGUUCAAAUGUGUGCACUAUAUGUUUCAUUAAUCAAUAGAGACAUUAAAAGAAGCUAUUGUAUAGUGAAGAAAGCCAAACAGUGCAGUGAAGAAUGAGGUAGUCGAAGCUGUUGGCAAAUCAUUAAUGUAAAGUGUUGGUCUAAACCAAGUUCUCACAUUCUCUUGGUGCAAGCUAUUCCCAGGUGACAAAAAACUGAGGAGAGACACUAUUUUAAGCAUGGUUAUCACACCUCUGUGUUUUUUUUUCUCCAUCACUUUGAUUCCCUCAUGAGUGGUGUGCAGUGUGAGAGCGUAGUGUGAGGUGCUGCCUCAAAUAUCAUACUGUUUUGCCUCUUCUCGCUUUCUCAGGUAGGUCCUUCGUUGUGAACCAGGGCCACAUUUUGCUCUGCAUUUAUAGGCCUCUUCUUCUCACUUGUUGUCUUUGUGCAUUCACUCCCCUCCCUAACCUCUCCACUUUCAGUCACCCUUCCUGCUAGCUUGUUUGCCAGGCCAGCCGCAGAUUGGCUAUUUCCUGCACGCGCCCAGUAGAGCCCUUAUCAGUGGUAGAGUGCUGAUUGUUGGUCUGUCUCUCAGGCUGACUGACAGUUGGGGCUGCGCUGCUGAAAUGUCUGAUUCGGUCAGUGUUUGUCUGUGGGGCCUUAUCUCCAUGCUUUAUAUUAACUGCCUUGACAGUAUGUGUAGGCAGUCUCUCUCCAUCUUAGUGCAGCCUCCACACCUCCAUCCUCCGCCUCUGUUCCCUCACAUACUCUCCACUCACUAUGUGCAGUUUUCUCAUCAACAUUGUGAUGGUGUGCUCACUCAACAACAUACUUCCUCUGAAUGUUCACAAAAAGUUAACUAUGAUAAUUGUAAUUCAAACUACAUUUUCCAUUUCUUUGUGUUUACUCAGUAGUAAACAAUGCUGUUUCAACAUUGAUUUUUUUUUUUUUUUUUUUUUGAUAAAAAUACAUUUUUUUUGUAUCUUUAAAACUGCAAUUACUGCAAAUGACUCUUUACCCAGUGUAUAAUGAAACACCAACAUGUUCACCAUUUGUUCCUUUUUAUUUCACUAAAUUUAUUUUACUUUUUGCCAUCUAGCAGAAAUUAGUGAAGUGUAAAAAUAUGUUUCAUUUGUUUACAUUUGGACAGGAAGUAAGUGAUAUUUAUUAAAUAACAAUAAAUAUUAUCACACCAG